Molecule: messenger RNA, 3078 nt
Organism: Taeniopygia guttata (zebra finch)
Lineage: Eukaryota; Metazoa; Chordata; Aves; Passeriformes; Estrildidae
Gene: CAPNS2
Product: calpain small subunit 2
Cellular component (GO): calpain complex
Molecular function (GO): calcium ion binding
Source: RefSeq, a predicted model, not a curated record
GGUUAACUGACUUGUUGACAAUAUUUUGUUAGCAAUCAGGUACCAAAAAGAUACUUAUUGUAAUUCAUUAUGUCCAGCUUAGUAAAUGCUUCUUGGUUAACAGUUUCUGUAAGGAAGGUAGGUGACUUAUUUUGUUCAUAAGUUUCAGUGGAGAAAACAUUCAUUAGUUUCUGCCUUAUGAGAUGGCAGCCAUCCCUUGGACCAAGUUACUGCAUCAGUAUCAACAAUAAUCUUCAUGCUGGUAAUAGCUGAAUAUUUUCUUUUGCUGACUGCAGAUUUUGAUCUUAAGUACAUUUUGAUAGCUUAGUUAGCUGUUGUAAUUAAUUAGAUAAUUUAAGGCAAAGUGAAACUAACUGGGGUGUUAACUGGAACACUGCAGUGCUCCUGCUGUGCUUGUGAAGGGUGCUGUUAGACUUCACAGGGACUCCUCUUGCUUCUCUCUGGCCAUAAAGGGUGUGUGUUAACAUGAUCAUUAAGGCUUUACCCCUGGUCAGUGCUAAUCUGUCCAAUUCUCUCCUCUCUCAGAAGCAUCAAUGACUAGAGCAGAGACAGAAUUAAUCUUACUUCUAGGCCUCCACAUGUGCUGCAAUGCACACAGCCUGUUGUCCUGCAGGUGCCUGUGGACUGGAGGUUUUCUCUUACCAUAAGAGCUUUCCCAACUCAUCAUCACUCUUCCUGAUCAGUGAGCCUUAGCAGUGCACCUGUCCUUGGGAUGCCAUGGUAACUGCUGAUUAAAACUGUUUCAGGAUUUUUCCACAUAAAAAGUUUUUACAAGCUCUAAAAUAGGAAAGAGUCAAACGUAUUUCCUGAUCUGGUGAAUGCCUUGAAGCUCUAGCAGAGCUAUGUACUCAUCCUUUUGUCAUUCCUGCCUCCCCAUCUUGGACCAUUGGCUCCUGAGCUACAUACUCUGAGUCCUGAAGCACAGUACCUACAUCAGAAAUGUGCAGUGGCAACUAAAAAAAUUAAGGGCAAUCAUACUCCUUUCACUUUCUUUAUAUGGUGCAACAUCAAUAACUAGAACUAGCAAAGUAAUGCUCAAUUCACUAAAAGUUUGAAGGAAUAAAAGAUUGUGAAGACUAAGUGCAAGGCUUGCAUUCAUGUUUAAGGAGGUCAGCACAACUGAGGAACAGUCAUGCUUGUCUAAUAGAGCUGUUUUCAAAUUGCUUCGUGUAUGAGCACAAGCAUUCUGAGACUUCUGCUUUGUGGGUUUCAACCUCAUUAUUUUUUUCCUCUAAAAUGGUUAAAUGGUUCCUCAAAUCACAUAAACAUAACAAUGCAAAGAAAUAGGGGCGUAUCAACACCUGACAGAAACUACUGAGAGGUAACUGGCAGCCAGAAACAUGCACAGACACGGUGAAGUCUAAGCAUGCAAAUAAGCUGUGUUUUGCCCACGCCCAAGUCAGACACAAACAGCUUCAGAGAGCUACAGAGCACUGGAUCUCCGAGUAUCUCACUUCAGAAAAUCUUCACGAUGUUCCUUGCUAAAGCUUUGCUGAGUGGAGGAAGUGGUAGUAGUCGUGGAGGAAACCUUGCACGUGGCCUUGGAGGGCUCCUUACUGGAGGUGGAGGUGCAGGGAAUAUUGGAGGACUUGUUGGAGGUCUUGUCAACCUUAUAAGUGAAGCAGCAGCUCAGUAUAAUCCAGAGCCACCUCCACCUCCUCGCAAUCAUUUUACAAAUGUGGAAGCUCAGGAGAGUGAUGAGAUCAGACAGUUUCGUCGCCUGUUUGCCGAGCUGGCUGGAGAUGAUAUGGAAGUGUGUGCCACUGAGCUAAGGGACAUCCUGAACAAAGUCCUUUCCAGACACCAGGACUUGAAGGCGGACGGCUUCAGCUUGGACACCUGCCGCAGCAUGGUCGCCGUCAUGGACAGCGAUGGAAGCGGCAAACUGGGCUUUGAGGAGUUCAAGUAUCUGUGGAACAACGUCAAGAAGUGGCAAUGUGUGUACAAGCAGUAUGAUGCUGCUCAGUCGGGCGCUGUUGGGAGAGCCCAGCUGCCAAACGCCUUGAGGGCUGCGGGGUUCCAGCUGAACGAGCAGCUGUGCCAGGUGAUCGUGCGCAGGUACGCCGCCGAGGACGGCAGCAUGGAUUUCAACAGCUUCAUCAGCUGCCUGGUGCGGCUGGACAGCAUGUUCCGGGCCUUCAAGGCCCUGGACCACGAUGGAAGUGGGCACAUCAGAGUGACCAUUGAAGACUGGCUGCAGCUGACCAUGUAUUCGUGAAGGUGUGGCAAAGAAGUGGCUUUGUCUGGAAGAUACACCUGGAGGACUACACUCCUCUGCUACACAACUGUAGCCUUUGCCUUUAGUCUUUCUAAGGCAGAUGUAGCUAGUGGUAGGUGGCUCAGCUUCAAGUGUAGGUAUUCCUCUUGUGCAUGCACUAGUCUGCUUUUCUGAGGGGUCUGUGUAGGUUGUUGAUUGGGCAGUUGCAUAAGUUCAGAAAAUUCUAGAUUCUAAGGUUAGGGAAUAUAUUGGAAAGAUCAAAGCUUAGUUACCUUUUCAUGUAAGGUGGCUUGUAUACUAGUAUAACUAUUAUACAAAAAAGCUCCUAAGUUUGGUGUUGAUGUUGCUGUUCUGAUUUGUCAGCAGUCAAUAAGCUGGAAUAAAGGCUGUUUGCCUGAAGGCAGUCACUUGUAGAGUCUUGUGCAUUUAUUUCUAACAAGGGGAACAACAUUAGAGUUGCAAUAACUGUAAUGAUGAGUGAACUUACAUAAUCAUUCAAUUUCCUUUCUACUUCUGCUUUUUCAUGCUUAGCUGCUGAAGCAAAACCUCAGUUUUACUAUCAGUUCUAUCUGGUGGCCAGGACAAAAUUGAAGACUUAUAUGAGGCUACUUCUGAAAGGAUUUCCUCUCUACAGUUCCAUGAACUAGUCUUUUCUCUCUUUCCUUCAAGCCUAAACAUAGUUAUAAAGCAAACAACUUAAAAUACUACAUUUAUAUUUAGAGAAACUUGAAAUAAUUAUGCAGUCACGUAGCAGACAGAGAGCCAAAGUCAACCUUUGGCCAUCUGAGUGAAAUUUCAUCAGAGUGCAGCAUCCCACUCAAGGUAGUUAUGCAGUUCUGGCUAAGAUGUCAACUUCUGAG